AUGACUCUUAAAGAUCAGCCUUUUAUUGCUGUCUCCAGUCUAAAAGUUUUCUUAAAAUUUACUGGUACAUUGGAGCCUCGUAUAAAAGGUCGCAGGCUUCUUGGGGUAAGUACGGCAAAUUUAACGGUUGAAUCAAUACUCUACUGUUGCUGGGAAUCAUACAUCAAGGUUGAGGUCCAACUCAUAUUUUACAGUGUCAUGUCUCUCAAUCUCGGCUGCCGCUUUCGUUACCUCCUCGCCUUUCGAUCUCUCCAUACCAGCACCGUCCUUCCAAAAGGUAACAGUCAGCGUUACCGGGUGAAAUCCGGUGUUGGCAGUACCGGAUCCAAGGCAACUUCACGACGCGAGUCUGUGGCGAACAUGCGCGCUGCGUCUUCGCGGGCCAGAUGGGAGGCGGAAGCGGCGGCGGAGGCGAGAGUGAGGGACCUUCACCCUUUACCCACCCUCAACGUCUUCUUCGCUGAGCGGUUUGAGCGGAGGCGGUGGCCUCUGCGUGAUGCAGUAGCGAUGCUACGAGAGGCUGCAGUCCCCGAAAUGUUCAAUUGUCUGGAAAAUCCGCUCUACGCUAAGGCGACACUGAAUCAGCGGACAAAGAAGGCGAAUAAGUUUGUCUCGAAAUUGGAGACCUCCACCAUACUGCCACAUCAACUGAACUUUCUCCCAAAACGACGCAUCAUUGUUCUCACCAAUGACGCCGCGGUGGCAGAUGAGUGUGUCAAACAAUGGGGUGCAGUGGCUGCGGGAGGUGCGGACAUUGUCGGACGCCUGGAGGUGGGCGCAUUCCACUGGGAUGAGUAUGAUGACGUCGUUGCUCACCCCGACUUCGCUGAAGCCCUUCACAAGGUUCGAAAGAUUCUGCACAACCGUAUGCCCACUGUCAAAAACGGUCGAAUGGGCGAGGACGUGAUUGAAUUGUUAAAAGCUCAGCAAAUCUGUGUUCUUCUCAGUUCGGUUCCCGUGGAAGGUGUUCCCGAAAUAAACGAAAUUCAGAUGGUUUUAGGUCAGCUCUCCUGGGAUGACUCGCGGCUGGAAGAAAACCUCCACUGCUACCUGAAGGCAAUUGACGCAGCAAAAUCAACGCGUAUAAAUGGUGACCUUUUGGAGCGUGUGGAAGUUCUUUGCCCACCCUGUGGUGAGGCGUUCCAGCUUGCCGAAAUCCAUGCUUCUGGUGAGGCAAAUCGUACCACGGUGGAAGAAGGUGAUGAUGAAGAAGAGGAACGCGAUUCUGCUUAG
Molecule: messenger RNA, 1233 nt
Organism: Echinococcus granulosus
Lineage: Eukaryota; Metazoa; Platyhelminthes; Cestoda; Cyclophyllidea; Taeniidae
Product: 50S ribosomal protein L1
Exons: 8
Coding region: 1-1233 (410 amino acids)
Source: RefSeq, a predicted model, not a curated record